Danaus chrysippus (African queen) is the source of this 579-nucleotide messenger RNA. The record is from the annotation of a GenBank genome assembly. Lineage: Eukaryota; Metazoa; Arthropoda; Insecta; Lepidoptera; Nymphalidae.
AUGGCUUUCAAGUUGGUCGUUUUAGCUUGCGCUAUUGCUGCCGUCCAAGCCGGAGUGGUAGCCCCCGUAGCAUACUCUGCAUACCCAGCGCCGGUCGCAUAUGCAGCGCCAGUCGCGCAUGCUGCUCCUAUCGUUCACGCUGCCCCAGUCGCAUAUGCUGCUCCCGUAGCUAAAGUAGUAGCACCAGUCGCUAAGGUCGCCGUCGAAGAAUUCGAUGCCCACCCACGUUACAGCUUCGCUUACGACGUUCAAGACGGUCUGACCGGUGACUCCAAGAGCCAACAGGAAUCCCGUGACGGUGAUGUAGUACAUGGAUCCUACUCGGUCGUCGACCCUGAUGGUACUAAGCGCACUGUGGAAUACACAGCUGAUGACCACAAUGGCUUCAAUGCUGUUGUACACAAAGAGGCUCUCGCUGUUAAGGCUGUGGCUCCCGUUACUAAGAUCGCUGCCCCAGUAGCCUAUGCUGCUGCUCCCGUAGUACAUCAUGCUCCUUUAGCCUACUCAGCUGCCCCAGUAGUGCACCACGCCCCUCUCGUCCCAGCCUUAGUCCACUCCGCGCCUGUCUACCACCAUUAA